Molecule: messenger RNA, 831 nt
Organism: Necator americanus (New World hookworm)
Lineage: Eukaryota; Metazoa; Nematoda; Chromadorea; Rhabditida; Ancylostomatidae
Exons: 4
Coding region: 1-831 (276 amino acids)
Molecular function (GO): nucleic acid binding
Source: RefSeq, a predicted model, not a curated record
AUGCUGAAAUCUGUUCCCCCUUCUGAGAUCCGUGAGAUGACAGAUGGAUAUCAUCCGUUCAAUAUGGAUCUAGAACUACUUGGACUAGACUACUUAGGACCACUCUACUACAGAGAUCAGCUCCACUCUCAGGCCAAGAUUUGGAUCUGUUUCUUCACCUGCAUGACAACCCGCGCUGUACAUCUCGGAGGUACUCCGGACCUCAUCAUCAGCGACAAUGCAACCACUUUCUGUUCAGCCAACGACUCCCUACAAAGCACCAUCUAUAACCGCAAAGCCGCAGAGAAGAUAUCCGCUCAACUCGCCAAUCGCAAGAUUGAACGGAGGUUCAUUACUCCUCUUUUCCAUGAAAAGGAGGAUUUUAUGAACGUUAAACGUUGGUUGCAGAAAUUGAAACAGUACUCAAUUCCAGAUCACUUUUUUUUUAUCCAUCAGCGAUACAUCAUCUUCACCACACGUCGAGCGAUAGAUUUUGUCUCAGCGCAAGUGGAACUCCAGUUACCAUCUCCAAACCGCAAUUCUCUCUAUAUCCCUCCAAAUCGCCUUUCGGAAUGGUACAAGAAGACACUCGUUGUAUUGAACAACUUUUGGGACAUGUGGUACAAGGACUACUUAUCCGCAAUAUCCUCACGCCACCUACAACGCAUCCACCAAGGAAGGUCAAGUCCACUCAUUCCUUCAGUAGGAUACGUUGUUCUCAUUGCCAAUAUUCCACGUGGACAAUGGCUUUUAGCCAUCAUAACCACUAUCCACCGCAGUAAAACCAAUAUAUCCAGAUCAGCCACUGUCCCCAUUGCAAAUGGUCAUGCGUUGCAGAGAUCGAUCAAUUAA